AUGCCGCCCAAGAAAGUCAAGGAUCUAGCGAAUGCUCCUGUGCUCAAGAUGGCACACGAGGAGCAGGUGCAGCUCCUGUCUGAUGCGCUACUUCGGGAGUACAUGCACCGUCGCGGCUUCCUUGCGACCUUGAAGGCGUUUGAUGAGGAGCAUCCGCGCGACGCAAACACGAUCUCCUCGCGAGCGCUCAUGUCCGACCUCAUGGCGCUCGACCCUGCCGAUCAGCAGCGCAUGAAAGGCGAGGGCAUUGAAACAAUCAUGGAGAUGCUGUGCAACUUGCGCGUUGAGCGCCGACUAGAAACGGAGAGGCUGAUAGCUGAGGCGCACAUGCCGCUGCCACAGGUGCCCGCCAACUACGAGGCACUCAAGAAUAAGCAAGCUGUGCGAGAGGCUCGAAUGGCGGAGAGACAGUCGCGCAAAGUGUCCUCCAAGAAGAAGCCCAAGGCGUCCACUUCCGCAACGAGAGAUCAUGAGUCCGAAGGGGCCGGCGACGCACUCCAACGGAACAACAGGCACGGCAAGCACCACCAGCACCGCUCGGUCGCCUCGCUAAGCGGCACGUCCCGCGGGAAAGAGUUCGCUGGCAUCACGAUGGACGACUUGCUUGGCAGCUCGCAUGGUAGCAGCGACAAUGUCAACGAACACGGCAGCCCAGACGAAGAGGAGGAGGGCUGCAGUAGCUUCGACUGCCACAAAGCAGAGCGGGCCGGCGCGAGAUCAGCUGCCAAGUCGACCGCGUCGCAUGCAGGUCUGUCCUCGUCGAGGACUGCGAGCACACCAGCCGCCCAACCUGCUUGGAUGGAGGUUGCCGCGAAGCAGAAGUCAUCGUCGAUGAAAGGGAAUGGUGGCGGCGGUGGAGCACAACCGAGGCCCUCUGACGACGAGGGUGACAAUGAUGCCGGUGCAGUCGACAGCGAGGCGGACGAAGACAGCGCCGACGGUGUCGAAGACUGUGGAGGAGCUGCGAUGACGGCAGAGCAGCGAGAGCAGCUCUGUGCUGCUUUCCAGCUUCUCUGCGGCUUUGACGGCAGCUUGCACAAGUCCUUUCUGGAGCAGGGCUUUACUUUCGACGACUGCGCCGACUGCGCCCUCAUCCAGUGGCAGCGAGGCGGCUGCGACGGGGUUAUUGCACCCAUUCAAGCCUUUGUGGCCGCCUACUACUAUGAGCGCGAAGUGUAUGUGGGCAAGGAGAAGCGCCAGCGCGAAUGCCUUGCCAAGGCGCUGUGCACUUCCCUGGAGCAGGCGCAGCCGAACGUUGCCAAGAUUGUGCUGCUCGACAGCGUGUGGAAGACCGAGCGUGACAGCUCUCGCUACACACGCAGCCACGUUCUGCGGCAGGCGGCGAAGCCUCGCACGCGCUGCUGGGCGAAGAUGACGAGCAUACAGGAGGUCACUGAGGUGCUGCGCGACACACUACUCACCGAGGAGCGCUGGAUGAAGCCACGCGGCGGGGGCGUUGUGAGCUUCUUGUUCUCACUGCUCGUCUCACGCGGGGUGGAUGUGGUGCAGCAGGAGCUCACAAAGGCGAGCACCGCCGAUAGCGGGCGUCCGUCGCUGCUUCUUCCCAUGUCUGGCCGCGCGACGCUGGGUCUCAUCAAUCUUGUCUUGACGGGUCGCGCCAUUUUCUUUCGUCACAACGGGGUGCGGAACGGAAAUGAAGUGGGGUACUCUUCCAGACUCCGCUGCGGGCUUCUCUGCGGCGAUUCUGCCGCCGAUUUGGAUGACCACGACCGAGCCACUGCCGUCAGUGCGGCGCCGUCGUCUCCGCUUUCCUACACGAAUGCAACGGAGCCGCAAUUUCCCAGCUGGGUGGUGUGGCACCGGGAGAGCUUCUCGAAUCUGUACAUGCCCAAGGAUACGCGGCAGUUGUUUCAACAAAAGCUGAACUUGGGCGGGAACGCAUCUGUCGAUCUGGUCUACUGGGACGCCGCAACGGAGGACGAGGAAUUCCCUCUGACGGCGACGGUGCGCAGCAUCGUCUUCGGUGCCGGCAGCGGCAGUGGUGGUGGUGCGCGUAAUGCCAAGUCGUUUGUUAACACCGCCAUCACAUCGGUUCCAGCGUGGUCUUCGGCGGUGAUUGACUGGAAUGGGAAGGCGCCUCUGCGUGAUUGA
Molecule: messenger RNA, 2112 nt
Organism: Leishmania major strain Friedlin
Lineage: Eukaryota; Euglenozoa; Kinetoplastea; Trypanosomatida; Trypanosomatidae
Exons: 1
Coding region: 1-2112 (703 amino acids)
Biological process (GO): protein K48-linked deubiquitination
Molecular function (GO): K48-linked deubiquitinase activity; cysteine-type deubiquitinase activity
Source: RefSeq, a predicted model, not a curated record